AUGAUGGUGCACUCAAGCAGCCUGUUUACAAACCCAUAUGCAAUCCAAGUCCUGAGGACUAAAAAGGAAGAACUGGUGGAAGGCAUAAAGGACCCAGACCAGCUCCUGCACUGGCUCAUAGACAAUGGGAUUGUUACCCCAGCAAAAAGGAUGGUCAUGAGUUUCUAGAGGACACGAACAGAAAAGAACUCUCGCGUUUUAGACAUACUCAUUUCUCAAGGUGAACGAGCCUGCAGGCUCUCUUUUUACCCAUGUUUAAAUCAAGUGGACCCAAAACUUUACAGCAAGAUAACAAAAUAUGUUGGUGAAGUAAAUGAAAGCAAUGGAGAUGCCAGAAGACAACUGAUUGGGUAUUUACUUGAAAAAGAUAGGGUUUGGCUUGAAAAUAGCAGUGAACAGCACCAGGGGAAUAAAGACAGCCCUAGAAGAAUAAAGCACAAAUGGGUUACUAAGAAGAAAGGAAAAGAAACUCAACUUCCAAGGAGAGCAAAGGCUAGAAAUGAUGGUGCUGCUGUUGACAUCUUUGCUGCAGUUGCCAAAGGCUCUCUCUCAGAGUUAGAGAACACACUCAAUGAUAUCACUGCACUAAACUCCACCAGGAAAACACUUCUGCAUGUUGCAGCUGCUCGUGGACACCCACUGAUUGUGGAAUAUUUGAUCAGCAAAGGUGCAAAGACAGGUGUGAAGGACGGGAAAGGGAGGACAGCCCUGCACAGGGCUGCUGAGAGAGGCCAUGGUGAUGCAGUCAAAGUGCUUCUCUGGGGUGGUGCUUCUGUGCACAGUUUGGACAUGGAAGGCAAGACACCCCUUCAUUUGGCUGCAGAGAAUAACCACAGUCACAUACUGAAGAUGCUCCUGAAAGAAGAGGCGAGAAGGUGCAGGAACUGGCACAGCUUUUUGCACAUGGCAGCUCUUAAAGGUGAGAGCAGUCUGGCCAAAAUGCUUUUAGAGGCUGGUGCCCCUCCAGAUGAGAAGGAUGAGAGAGGACAGACUGCUCUCAGUUACGCUGUUUCUCAGGGGUCUGAAAGCACUGCAAAAAUACUCCUAGAAGCUGGAGCCAGUGUUGAUUUCAACACAGUCGAAAGAGCCUUCAACAGUGACCACCCAUCCAUCCUCAAAAUACUACUGGAAUACUCUAAAGGCCUGUCAUCUGAAACAACGGAGUCAGCUCUUUUUAGAGCUGUACAGAAGAAUCUGGCUGAUAUUGUGGGUUUAAUUGACAGAGGUACAGAUAUCAAUGCCCACAAUGAAAUGCACUACACCCCUUUGCUGCUGGCGUGUGAAAUGGGCAAAGCAGAGACUGCAGAAGUUCUAAUUGAAGAGGGAGCAAACUUGGGAAUAAGAACUCCUGCUUCACACACAGCUUUGCAUUUGGCAGUUCAGGCUGGGGCUGCUCCCAUCACAGAUCUACUGCUCCUGCACAAAGGGAUGGGCACUGACCUCAGGAACCAAGCUGAGGAAACCCCGCUCCACAUUGCUGCGCUCCAUGGUCAGGGAGCACUAGCUGGGCUCUUAGUCACUGCUGGGGCCAAAAUUAAUGCUGUCACUAAAGAUCUCGUUACUCCCCUGAACAUGGCAAGUCAAAGAGGCAGCACUGAUGUUGCCCAACAGCUGCUGCACCACAAAGCCCACGUGAACACUCAGGACAACAAGUCAAAAACCCCUUUGCAUUUUGCUGCUGAGAGAGGAGAUAAAACAAUGGCAGAGAUGCUCCUGAAGGCUAAAGCUGAUUCCAGCGCACAGGACAAGGAAAAGAAGACUCCCCUGCACACUGCAGGUCUGAGAGGACACCUGAGCGUGGUGGAAGUGCUGUUAGCUAACAAAGGGAGAGCUGGAGCUAAGGACGUGGAUGGAUGCAGUCCACUGCACUGUGCCACCAUGACAGGAGACACAGAGACCGUAAGAACUCUUCUGGCCUCAGGGGAAAAUAAAAAUAUUGAUGACAGGAACAUCUGGAGAGAGACAGCCCUGCAUUUGGCAGCAGAGUAUGGACACAGUGAGUUGACAGAUCUGCUCGUGAGCCACGGGGCCUCCAUCAAUGCCCUGGACAGAGGCAGGGACAUGGUCCUGCACUGUGCCUGCAAGGCCGGGCACCUCCGUGCUGUGGAUUCCCUCCUGACCUGGUCACGAUGAGAAAAAGCAAAUUUACUGGCUGCCAGCAGUCUCAGAAAGACCCCACUGCAAGUAGCAGAACUUAAUAAAACAGAAAAUCAGGCUCAAAUUGUAGCACUUUUGAGAAAGAAAAUGUUGAUAGCAAAAUGA
Myiozetetes cayanensis is the source of this 2262-nucleotide messenger RNA. RefSeq names its product CARD- and ANK-domain containing inflammasome adapter protein-like. NCBI's taxonomy places the organism in Eukaryota, Metazoa, Chordata, Aves, Passeriformes, Tyrannidae. Gene Ontology annotation, biological process: regulation of apoptotic process. Gene Ontology annotation, molecular function: protein binding. The record is from RefSeq and is a predicted model, not a curated record. Gene Ontology annotation, cellular component: cytoplasm.